UUCCACCUGAGCCAGCAGCAUCAUGGGAGGUUCCACCUCCUCGCUCGUUGAGGAGACUGAAGGUGACGCGCCCCGGGGUGCAGCCCUGCCCCCCUCACCCAUCAUGGGCUGUCUGAGGAGCAGCCAGAGCAUCUCUCUGCCUCGGCAGCUUCCCAGACCGGGCAGACACAGAGAACGCAGUUUCUCCUCUGGUUCCAUGCCCCUGCAGAGGAGCCAGUGGGCCUGUGGUUGCUGUACUUUCCUCAAUGCAGCUGGUGCCCCUCGCUGCUCCAUCUGUGAAGCCCCCCGGCGGAAAGAAGACACCCGCUGGAUGUGGCAGACGACCAGCAAGCAGGACAGACGCUGGUCCUGCCCGGGCUGCACGCUCACAAAUCCCCCCGGUACUCUGGCCUGCUCACUAUGCGGCUACACAGAACCCCAAAACAGACAACGGGGCUCGUCUGAAGACCUGCCCCCUCGACCUCAGCGCUCCAGUAGCUGCUCUGGCCCCCUGAGACCUCCGUCCACCGAUGAUGACGUUAAAAACAGCCUUGUGUGGGACUGUCGGAGGUGCACUCUGCAGAACACCCCGGCCUCCAUGUCCUGCUCUGCCUGUGGUGGACCACGCAAACUUUCUCUCCCCCAGAUCCCUGCAGACGCCUUGCUCAUCCCUGAAGUCAGCGAUAAAACAGGAGUACAACAACCAGAACCUUUAGCGGGGGCACUCUCCCUCUCCAUCUCUACCCGAGGAGAGUGUUUACCUGUGGAGGCUUCAGGCUCCUCAGAACUCAGUGCAGCAUCUUCAGGUCAUAACAAUCCUGUUCCCUGCAGCCGCAGAGAGGUUCCACCCUCUGAGGUCAGCCUCACCAACAUAAGUCCCUCUCCGUCAUCCCUCGCUGUUUCCCAUCUCUCUGCGCCACCAGAGCUGCAGCCCGGGAGGCGGCUCAGCGUCCUGACGGAGGAGAUGUCGCCCGCGUCAGACGCCUCUGCGGUGUUCCCGCCAUGUGCGGUCCCUGAUAUUAACAGGACAGAGGAGUGGGCGUGUCCAGCGUGCACUCUCAUUAACAAGGUGAAAGCCAAGCACUGCCUGGCCUGCCACACCCCGCAGCAGCUCAGACCAGCUCCGUCCACCAAGAGGAAAGAGAGCAUGCUUGUGGAGGCGCUGCGGCAGAGUGAUGAAGGAGAGGCCAAGGAGCUGUGGGAGAACAUUGUCAGCUUCUGCAGAGAGAACUCUGUGACAUUUGUGGAUGACAGCUUCCCGCCUGGUUCAAAGUCCGUCGGCUUCCCAGCGGACGAUAGCGUCCAACAUCGUGUCAAAAAGUGGCUUCGACCUCAAGAAAUCAACUGCUGCCACCUGAAAGACCGUGCCGUUAAAUGGUCUGUAUUCCGCACGCUUCGCCCCUCCGACAUCCUUCAGGGACUUCUGGGUAAUUGCUGGUUCCUGAGUGCCUUGGCAGUCUUGGCUGAACGUCCCGAGCUGGUGGAGAAGGUGAUGGUGACUCGCUGGCUGUGUGCCGAAGGAGCCUAUCAGGUACGUCUGUGCAAAGACGGCUCGUGGACGACCGUGCUGGUGGACGACAUGCUGCCCUGUGACGAGAAUGGACACCUCCUCUUCUCUCAGGCCCAGCGGAAGCAGCUCUGGGUGGCCCUGAUUGAAAAAGCUUUGGCAAAGCUGCAUGGUUCCUACUUUGCUUUGCAGGCAGGUCGAGCCAUUGAGGGCCUGUCCACGCUGACAGGGGCCCCCUGCGAGUCGCUGGCCCUCCAGGUUAGUGCCACCAACCCCAAAGAAGAACCCAUCGACACAGACCUCAUCUGGGCAAAAAUGCUAAGCUCAAAGGAAGCAGGUUUUCUGAUGGGGGCGUCUUGUGGAGGUGGUAACAUGAAGGUGGAUGACUCAGAAUAUGAGUCACUGGGUUUACGACCGAGACAUGCUUAUUCCGUCCUUGAUGUGAGAGAUGUAGAUGGUCACAGGUUACUGCAGCUGAGAAACCCGUGGGGUCGCUUCUCCUGGACUGGGCCCUGGGCAGACGACUGGCCAAAUUGGCCUCCACAUCUGAAGAGGGAGCUAUGCGCCCAGCGGGCAGAAGAUGGCCUCUUCUGGAUGGACUUUUGGGACUUCAUCAGGUACUUUGACUCAGUGGAUAUCUGUAAGAUUCACUCAGACUGGCAGGAGGUUCGAGUGCCGGGUGUUUUUCCCCGUGGAGCUGACGUCCCGGUGACAGUUGUUUCCAUCACAGUGCUGGAGAGAACGGCGGUGGAGUUGGCUCUAUUCCAGCAGGGCAGCAGGCGAUGGGACACAGCAGAGAGCCACCUCUUGGAUUUGUGCGUGUUAGUGUUUCGAGUCUCCUAUGACAGCUCUGGUGUCGUGUCGCUUGGUCGUCUGCUGGCUCACAGCCGGCGCUCUGUUAGGAGGUUUGUUGGCUGCGAUGUCAUGCUGGAGCCAGGCGAGUACGCUGUGCUCUGCUGCGCUUUUAACCACUGGCACACAGAGGACACAGAGGAGACAACGAGCUGCAGCAGAUCAGAGGAGCCCGGCUACAUGCUGGCAGUCUACAGCUCCAGACUGGUGAUGGUGGAGCAGAUAACGGCCUCCAACACCACCAUCGCCGACGCCAUCAUCCAGCUGACAGAAACCAAAGGAGAAAGGCAUGAGGGUCGUGAAGGAAUGACCUGUUACUAUCUGACACACGGCUGGGCAGGGCUCAUUGUCAUGGUGGAAAACCGACACCCCAGACAUCACCUCCACGUGUCCUGCGACUGUAGCGACAGCUUCAAUGUGGUGUCGACACGCAGCAGCCUCAAAGCCAUCGACAGCAUCCCUCCUCUGCACAGACAGGUGCUUGUGGUUUUGUCUCAGCUGGAGGGAAAUGCCGGAUUUUCCAUCACGCACAGACUGACUCACCGUAAGGCCGUCCAGGCUUCUCUGGGGAACUGGAGUCCCUCAAAGGCAACACAUAGUCCUGCAUUGAGCCCGGGAACAGCAGGUCUACAUCAGCCUCGGCCUCUAUGAUGGCUGACUGGGAGAGUGACACAAUCAUUGAAGAAACUAGGAGAUAGUUGAUCUGUUUCAUUCACUAGACAUGAGGUCCCAGCAUGGAGGCAACUUCUUUCGAGGAGCAGUCUACCAGUUUAUUGAUUUCUCUUUUUGUACCUUUGUGAUUCCCGACCAAGAGGUACCUGUAACCUGGGGGUCAACUCUGUUACUUCCAGUGGGUACAUGGGAAGAUUCUAGUUUACCUUGUUUGAAAAAAAGUAAAGGAAAUUAAAUAUAUUUAUAUAAAAGGAAAAUCCACCAACGAAUAGGCUGCAACGCUUAAACACUGCCCAUGUAAUUAUGUAAAAUCUAGUGAGCAGUCUGGUGAUGUUCAAACACUUCUCCAUAUAGGCUAAUGAAAAGAAAUGUCAUCAAUAAAAGGAAUUGACUGGAAAAUAAAUUGUUAGUCAAGAGUAGUAGAUGUAUAGUUGAAAGAGAUGAAAUAAAUGGCUGUUAGCU
Molecule: messenger RNA, 3472 nt
Organism: Labrus mixtus (cuckoo wrasse)
Lineage: Eukaryota; Metazoa; Chordata; Actinopteri; Labriformes; Labridae
Product: calpain-15-like
Exons: 12
Coding region: 23-2989 (988 amino acids)
Biological process (GO): proteolysis
Cellular component (GO): cytoplasm
Molecular function (GO): calcium-dependent cysteine-type endopeptidase activity
Source: RefSeq, a predicted model, not a curated record